AACCCUUCUCACAAGUUAGUUACCUUUCAAUUCUUCAUUUUUUUCUGUAUAAAAUACUCUUCCCAUUUUUGCUAUAAAUAAUUGCUAUUCCAACCGCACAUUACCACUCAUUACUGACAGUUUCUCUUCAUUCACAAACCAGAAACCAAUUCAUUCUUUCACCAUCUUGCUUUCAACUCUCAAAGGAUAUUUUCUCUAAUAUCUUUGAACCUUCAUCAUCAUCAACAACAAGAUCACCAUGGAUAUUGCUCAUUUUGUAUUUGGAAUAUUUGGAAACGCUUUUGGCCUUUUUCUCUUCUUGGCUCCAAUAAUCACUUUCAAGAGGAUCAUUGUGAAGAAAUCAACAGAGAAAUUUUCUGGCGUUCCAUACAUUAUGACACUUCUCAACUGUCUUCUUUCUUCUUGGUAUGGUUUACCAUUUGUGUCACCACACAACAUACUAGUAACAAUAAUCAAUGGAACAGGAGCAGUAAUUGAAAUCAUAUAUGUUUUCAUCUUCAUCCUAUAUGCACCAAAAAAGGAGAAGCUGAAAAUAAGUGGCUUAUUUGCUUUUGUGAUAACAGUAUUCUCAGCUGUUGUUUUCAUUUCACUGUUUGCUCUGCAUGGUAAUUCAAGGAAAGUGUUUUGUGGUUUUGCUGCUGCUAUAUUUUCAAUCAUUAUGUAUGGUUCACCUCUCUCAAUUAUGAGAUUGGUGAUCAAAACAAAAAGUGUGGAGUUCAUGCCAUUCUUCCUUUCACUAUUUGUGUUUCUAUGUGGUACCUCUUGGUUCAUCUAUGGUGUACUAGGUCGUGAUCCAUUUAUUGCUGUACCGAAUGGUGUAGGGUCAGCAUUGGGGACAUUGCAACUAAUAUUGUAUUUGAUAUAUCGUGGGAAUAAAGGGAAAAAUGGAAAAACAACAACAGAAGAAGAAUCAAUGGAAAUGGGCACCGCAAAACCAAUGGGAGGAGAAGAACUCAAAGGGGACACGCCUAAGGACACGUGUUAGUUUAGAACAUGUAGAACAUUAACCUCGGUUAUGUUUGUCUCACAACAAUUAAGUUUCAGUUUAUUUUGUAUUCUAUCAUCAAUGGUUUGUUUGUAUUUUACUUCUAGAGUAUUAAUCGAAAAAACUAGAAUUGUGUUUCACUUUUCA
Lathyrus oleraceus (garden pea) is the source of this 1132-nucleotide messenger RNA. Its product is annotated as bidirectional sugar transporter SWEET1. Gene Ontology annotation, biological process: carbohydrate transport. The transcript is spliced from 6 exons. Lineage: Eukaryota; Viridiplantae; Streptophyta; Magnoliopsida; Fabales; Fabaceae. Gene Ontology annotation, cellular component: membrane. The record is from RefSeq and is a predicted model, not a curated record. The coding region runs from base 239 to 985 and encodes 248 amino acids. Gene Ontology annotation, molecular function: sugar transmembrane transporter activity.